This is a messenger RNA of Odocoileus virginianus texanus, 2676 nucleotides long. RefSeq names its product transmembrane and coiled-coil domains 4 (gene TMCO4). The record is from RefSeq and is a predicted model, not a curated record. NCBI's taxonomy places the organism in Eukaryota, Metazoa, Chordata, Mammalia, Artiodactyla, Cervidae.
AGAAAAGCAGCCCAUCGUCUUCAAAAGGAGGACUGGAAAUGGCCACAAGAGACGGGUCGGGCCUGAGGCUGCCCCGGGCAGCUGAGCCAGGUGUGGAGGAGGAGCCACGUCUGCCCGCGGGCCGGGAGCUGACUGAGGCCAACCGCUUCACCUACGCCGCCCUCUGCGGCAUCUCCUUGUCCGAGCUCUUUCCAGAGCCCGAGCAAAGGUCCUUCUGCACGGACUUUGUGGCUGGCCUGGUGAAGUGGCUGGACCUGUCUGAAGCCGUCUUGCCUACCAUGACUGCUUUUGCCAGUGGUCUGGGGGGCGAAGGAGCAGACAUGUUUGCUCAGGUGUUGUUGAAGGACCCCGUCUUGAAGGAUGACCCCCUGGUGAUCACUCAGGACCUUCUGAGCUUCUCACUCAAGGAUGGAUGCUACGAUGCUCGGGCCCGCGUCCUCAUCUGCCACAUGGCCUCCCUCCUCCGAGCACCCUUGGAGGAGCUGGACCUCCUGGAAGAGACCUUCCUCGAGAGCCUGAAGGAAACCAGAGAGGAGGACUCUGAGACAGCCGAGGCAUCCCGGAAGAAGAAGGAGAACAGGAGGAAGUGGAAGCGCUACCUGCUGAUAGGCCUGGCGACCGUAGGAGGCGGGACGGUGAUUGGCGUCACUGGGGGCCUGGCCGCUCCUCUCGUCGCAGCUGGGGCCGCCACCGUCAUCGGCAGCGCCGGGGCCGCGGCUCUGGGCUCAGCAGCCGGCAUCGCCAUCAUGACCUCUUUGUUCGGUGCAGCUGGAGCCGGCCUGACAGGAUACAAGAUGAAGAAGCGUGUUGGGGCCAUUGAAGAGUUCGCGUUUCUGCCCCUGACGGAAGGCAGGCAGCUGCACAUCACCAUCGCCAUCACGGGAUGGCUGGCAUCCGGAAAAUACCGCACCUUCAGCGCCCCCUGGGCUGCCCUGGCCCGCAGCCGCGAGCAGUACUGCCUGGCCUGGGAGGCCAAGUACCUGAUGGAGCUCGGCAACGCCCUGGAGACCAUCCUCAGCGGCCUUGCCAACAUGGUGGCCCAGGAGGCCCUGAAGUACACGGUGUUAUCUGGCAUCGUGGCUGCCCUGACCUGGCCCGCCUCACUCCUCAGUGUCGCCAACAUCAUUGACAACCCCUGGGGCGUGUGCCUCCAUCGAUCGGCGGAGGUCGGCAAGCACCUGGCCCACAUUCUGCUCUCCCGGCAGCAGGGCCGGCGGCCUGUCACCCUGAUCGGCUUCAGCCUGGGAGCCAGAGUCAUCUACUUCUGUCUGCAGGAGAUGGCUCAGGAGAAAGAUUGCCAAGGGAUCGUUGAGGACGUCGUCCUGCUGGGUGCACCUGUGGAUGGAGAAGCCAAGCAGUGGGAGCCUUUCCGGAAGGUGGUUUCUGGAAGGAUCGUCAACGGCUACUGCAGGGCGGACUGGCUGCUGAGCUUCGUCUACCGCACGUCCUCCGUGCGGCUCCGCGUGGCCGGCCUGCAGCCUGUGCUACUGCAGGACAGGAGAGUGGAGAAUGUGGACCUGUCCUCGGUGGUCAGUGGCCAUUUGGACUACGCCAGGCAGAUGGACGCCAUCCUGCAGGCCGUGGGCAUCCGCACCAAGCCCAGCUGGGACGAGAAGGGGCUCUUGCUGGCCUCAGGCAGCCUGCCCCCAGAGGAAUCCCGCCAGGCGGCAGCCACCUCUUCAUCAGAUCAGACCACCAAUCAGGAUGGGCAAACCCAGGGUCCCACGUCCAGAGACACCCCCAAAGCAGCCACACCCCCCGACCUCAGCCAGGCCGAAGUGCCAGCAGGACUGGACCGGUCUGAAGGGGCCUCCCUUCCUGCUGCUACCAGCCCUGCUGGGAGCCCCCCUCUCUGCGGCCACAGCCUGGGCGCCAACCCACUGGGCUGCCCUGACUGUGCCAGCGAGACCCAGGGGCCCUGCCCAGGGCUGGUCUGACCCCAGGAGAGUCGCCUUCCCAGACCCCUACAUGGAGCACUCUCUUAUCCUGCUCCACCAGCUGCCCCGCCACGAGCUCUGGAGAUGGACAAUCUCCACCACUGCCUUUGCUAAAUUGAGGACGUUCGUACCGGAAGGAGAGGGGCUUGUAAGGAGACACUGUCCCCUCCCUGAGGAAUGGAGGCCAGAGCUCCGCAGUCAAGCCAGCACAGUACGGAGCCCUGGGGCUGAACCGGCCAGGUGCCUCCUGUGCUUCGGGUCAGCGCUGGGGGUCUGAUUGCCCGUCCGGAGCUCUCUGGAGCACCCUGCCAUGCUCUCCAGCCUCAAGAGCCUGGUGUCCGCCCGCCCCUCCAGCCACUGUCCAGGGCUGAGCUCCUGCCCACAGGCACCACGGAAGCACCUGCCGAGCAGGUCCGGGGGGGAGCGGACAGCUUACCCUCUCUGCCCCGGGGAGAUCCGAUGAGAUGUGCCGCAUGCAGCUAUCCAGGCUGAGCCCUGCUCAGCCACGGGAGCGGCCAUCAGAAACAUGUGACAUGAAGGCCCGCCCCCCUGAAGUUAUGCCACGUGGGGGCCUGAAUAUAAUGGUUCCAGGGCAGGGCGAACAAACGCUGGAUCGGCAGGCGGUGUGGACACAGACUGGGCCUGGGACCCGAAGGAAGUAUUUGGGGGCAGAAUUUCCUAUGGCAGGAACAGAGGUGUGAUGAUCGUAAUAAUAGAUAAUAAUACUCACUACCGUUUA